CACAUUCGGCCACGGGCAGGCUCUCUCCCUAACGCCAGGCCCACUUCUAACGCUCUGCGUCUUCCCACCCUUCUCUUCUCCAUCACGAGCGCCGGCGGCGGCUGGUAGAGAGGCGAGCCGAGGGGUGCUGCUACGAGCGGAAGAGGCGAGGAGAUCGAGCGAGCGAUGGGGCGGAGGAUCCUCAACGACGCGCUGCGCACGAUGGUGAACGCGGAGCGGCGGGGGAAGGCGACGGCGCAACUCCAGCCCAUCUCCGGCGUCAUGAUCUCCUUCCUCAACAUCAUGAAGCACCGAGGUUACAUAAAAAAUUUCGAGGUCUUUGAUCCACAUAGGGUUGGAAAAAUCACCGUGGAACUUCAGGGAAGGAUUAAAGAUUGCAAAGCUCUCACUUACAGGCAGGACCUCAGAGCUACGGAAAUAGAAAAAUACAGAACUAGGAUGCUUCCAACACGGCAGUGGGGCUAUGUUGUGGUGACCACCCCAAAUGGCGUUUUAGAUCACGAGGAAGCAAUUAGGCAGAAUGUAGGUGGCCAGGUCCUCGGUUACUUCCAUUGAGAAGGAAAACACAGUUAUCCCAUGCUGAGUCAGCUCUGGGUUGCAUUGUUAUCUUUCUGUUAUGAUGACUGAAGUCAUUUUAUUUGGACAUUUAGAGCUUGCUGCUUUUGUUCAUGGCCAGCAAAAAAUGCGAUUACAUCUCAGAAGUAUGUCUCACAACACUGACAUAAAUAUUGUAAUCCUUCUUUGGGACAGGUAUUUCUGUAGGUGUAAUACACCCAUGUACUUCGAGAUACACGAUUAAAGCUCUAGUUUGAGCAUCUACGAUCUUGCUGAGAACCUUGUCGCAGCCACUUUUC
Triticum dicoccoides is the source of this 854-nucleotide messenger RNA. RefSeq names its product 40S ribosomal protein S15a-5-like. Gene Ontology annotation, molecular function: structural constituent of ribosome. NCBI's taxonomy places the organism in Eukaryota, Viridiplantae, Streptophyta, Magnoliopsida, Poales, Poaceae. The transcript is spliced from 3 exons. Gene Ontology annotation, biological process: translation. Gene Ontology annotation, cellular component: ribosome. The record is from RefSeq and is a predicted model, not a curated record. Bases 166 to 555 code for a protein of 129 amino acids.